Molecule: messenger RNA, 222 nt
Organism: Phanerochaete carnosa HHB-10118-sp
Lineage: Eukaryota; Fungi; Basidiomycota; Agaricomycetes; Polyporales; Phanerochaetaceae
Exons: 2
Molecular function (GO): iron ion binding; oxidoreductase activity, acting on paired donors, with incorporation or reduction of molecular oxygen; monooxygenase activity
Source: RefSeq, a predicted model, not a curated record
AGGCUCAAGCGACCACUUGGACCGAAGAGUCUUCCGAUUAUAGGCAAUAUCUUUGAUAUGCCCAAGGCUCGCGAAUGGCUUACGUAUGCAAGGUGGAGUCGCGAGUACGGUACGGCUCAGAUCGUCCACCUCCGCGUGUUCAACACAUCAAUCUUCGUUCUCAGCUCUACCAAACCUGUCAACGAUCUGCUAUGCAAGCGUUCGUCCAUCUAUUCUGACAGG